AUGCUGCGCUCUAAGAGACCAAAGGAACCCAACCCCCUCAAGAUAAUUAUCUUUGGUGAGGAGCUUGUCGGCAAGACAUGUUUUAUUGACAUGCUGCAGUUCCUCGAAGGCAAGCACUUUAUCAGUCAUGGUCCCGUCGACUCCGAACCACUUUCAAGAACCAUCUCGUAUGCAAACGAGACCUGGAGCUUUUCUUUCAUAGAUUUGAACCUCAACAGCGACAUCUCUCCCAGAUACCGCGAAGUCUUGAAUACUUAUAUAGCCAGCGCGGAUGGGGUUGUUCUGUUAUACGAUGUUACGUCUCUGUUUUCCUUUGAUCACCUUAUCCAACACACGUAUCUGCAGAUCUGGCAGUGUCGCAACACCGUCUUCUUCAAGGAUGGCGCAGAAGGGAGGAUGCAAGGAUUAAAGAAGAGGUUCGGGUGCGUGGUAGUCGGUAAUAAGAAGGACAUCAUUGACAGGGACGAAGGGAAGAGGCAAGUGAAGAAGGAAAUGGCAGACCAGUGGGCUUCGAGCCAGGGUUUCCGUCAUAUCGAAAUCAGUUCAAAUGAAAGGAAAGAGGUUGAGGAUGCUGUACAGGCCCUGGUGGAUAGUAUGCAGAGGGCACGGAGAAUGGAUGCGAGAGAUAUUAGAGACAGCAAGAGCGACGUGAAGGGGUGGAGCAAGAAGAUUGGGAAACAUGUCAUCAAUGGGUAG
Molecule: messenger RNA, 696 nt
Organism: Alternaria burnsii
Lineage: Eukaryota; Fungi; Ascomycota; Dothideomycetes; Pleosporales; Pleosporaceae
Exons: 2
Coding region: 1-696 (231 amino acids)
Biological process (GO): signal transduction
Cellular component (GO): plasma membrane
Molecular function (GO): GDP binding; GTP binding; GTPase activity
Source: RefSeq, a predicted model, not a curated record